Aphis gossypii (cotton aphid) is the source of this 2352-nucleotide messenger RNA. RefSeq names its product PRL-1 phosphatase (gene PRL-1). Lineage: Eukaryota; Metazoa; Arthropoda; Insecta; Hemiptera; Aphididae. The record is from RefSeq and is a predicted model, not a curated record. Gene Ontology annotation, biological process: protein dephosphorylation. Gene Ontology annotation, molecular function: protein tyrosine/serine/threonine phosphatase activity; protein tyrosine phosphatase activity. The coding region runs from base 971 to 1507 and encodes 178 amino acids. Gene Ontology annotation, cellular component: nucleus. The transcript has 5 exons.
CCGUCACGAAGUCCCCGCGAAUCGUCGCAUAGACGUUGUAAAUUAUUAUAAUAUUAACAUGACGUGAAUGAUGUGUGCAAUGCGGUCGUCUCCGACAUUGCAAGGCUACGGUCGUUAUUUCAGGUAGGUAGGUAGACUGACUGACUGACGGACUGACCACGAGUACACGAUGUUUGCGACGGGCGGAAGAUAUCGUUCGCGCGAAACGUUCUUGCAAUGGCGUUUGGCCAUAAAUAGAGGUACGUACGGGCCGUCGACGGUCUUGAGGGGCGGUCGGACCACGACGACGACGACGGCCGUACGUACGUUUUUUUGUGGCAUGAUUAGUUUUGCUGGGAGGGGAGAGAGUAAGAAGGAUCGAGGUGGCCUGCGACUGUUGUGGCGACCGUCGACCACGUCUUGCCGUCUCAGUCUCUUGGCAGUUGGUGGCGAGAACUGCCAUCACGCACGAUCAACUACGACAGUACUGUCGUAACAAUUAUAUUUUAAUACUAAGCACAAACAUAUUUUCGUCGUUCAAUUUUGAAUUUUCCUAGGGGCCAUUCUACAUUCGACAUCGACGUCCGAUCAACAAACAUUGUAUUUUAUCAUAAACCAUAGUCCAUAAUAUUAUCGGUUGUUAAAUCUGUAGCAGCCUUUGGUUUCAUGGAUUUGUCGUUAGACAGCAGUGAAUAUUGCCAGGCACAACACAAUAAAUUGGAUGUGAAUGCAUACUAAAUCAUUUUAUUUGAAUAUUAUGCUUGCUCGUUGAACACGCAUUGAUCCUAAUCUAUCCUUAUUGUUGAAUCGUUUUCCUCGAUAAUUUAGUAUAAUUUGUUGGUCGUAAGAACAAAAACGCCGCUGUUAAUUAAUGGACUAAAGACUUGACUGUUUUUUGUCUUCAGUUUUCAGUUUGGACUUGGACAUCAUCUAAACAGUAAUUCGUCCUUAUAUAAUUUAAUUUUCCUGUUAUAUAUUAUAAAUCGGCUCAAUGAGCAACGAAACCAUAAUGCGUCAAAAAGACAUAAGACCCCCACCCUGUGAGAUAGAUUAUAAAGGCAUGAGAUUUCUAAUCACCGAUAGACCUAAUGAUCAGAUAAUUCACAACUAUGUAGCUGAAUUAAAGAGGCAUAAUGUCAAACACGUUGUGCGUGUUUGUGAACCAACAUACAAAAUAGAUGAAUUGAAAGCAGAAGGUAUUGUGGUGACAGACUUGGCAUAUGAUGAUGGUACAUCCCCUGCAAAUGAGUUGAUAGAAGAAUGGUUUGAACUAUUACGAAAUCAAUUCCGUAAGGACGAGGGCAGCUGUGUUGCUGUACAUUGUGUGGCUGGUUUGGGUCGAGCGCCUGUCUUAGUUGCUUUGGCAUUGAUAGAACUUGGGCUGAAGUAUGAAGAUGCUGUUCAAUUAAUCAGAGAGAAACGAAGAGGAGCUAUAAAUUCUAAACAACUGGCAUUUCUAGAAAAGUACCGUCCGAAAUCUAAACUGAAGAUAAAGAAUGGACAUAAGGCUACUUGUUGCAUCCAAUGAACACAUCCCCCAUAUCUCGGUCAUACUAAACUUAAACUAAUAACCAUUUUAUGCAUAGCACAAAUAUAAUAAUCACCAAAAACACUUAGAGAAACCCAUGAACACUAACAAUCGAAUAUGUAUUGCUGUUGCGAUAAAAGAUCUGAUAACCUUUCAUCUAGUAUAGUGCAAAAUAAUUAGCGUGUUUAAAAUAAGAUUUAAUGAAAUUGAAAAUUUAAUUUAAUUUGCUUUUCCCAAAAUUUCUUCAACUUUUGCUUUACAUCCUAAAUAAUAGGGCGUUUAGUAAUACACUAUUAAAGUAACUUAUAACAAUAAUAAUAAUCAAUUUAUUUUUUAUUUUUGUGAUAAAAUAAAACCAUAUACUGUCAAAUAAUGCAUUUCUCAUAACCAAUGUCUUCUAAAAAAAAUAUUCAAAUCAAAUUGAUAUCAAUAUACAACUAAACUCAUUUUAUACUUUGAUACUAUUUUGUUUAUUCCAUUAUGUUCAAAAUAUAUUAUAAAAGUGCUUUCAAUCACAAAAUAAUAUAAACUUUAAACUUAUGGUUAGUUCCAAAAAUAAUGGAGUAGAUGAUCUUGUCUAUAAUCAAAUUUUGGAAGUACAAUGAGUUUACUAACUUACCAAAAAGCAUACCAGUUAUGAUUAUGUAACAAAUAUUAGCUAAUUACAUUUUGAUUAUACUUGUAUAAUAUAAUAACUUAUUAUAAUAAAUUAUCGAUGCGCGUACAUUUCCCCCCCGACUAUUAUUGUGCAUUGUAUUUUUUUUUUGAAUUUUAAGUAUUUUUGCGAAUGUGUAGCAAUUUGUUUCCAAAAUAUAAACAAAUAUAUAUAUAUAUAUACAUAGAAA